Molecule: messenger RNA, 746 nt
Organism: Quercus lobata
Lineage: Eukaryota; Viridiplantae; Streptophyta; Magnoliopsida; Fagales; Fagaceae
Exons: 4
Coding region: 1-708 (235 amino acids)
Biological process (GO): gravitropism; regulation of growth
Source: RefSeq, a predicted model, not a curated record
AUGCUACAAGAGCCUCAAAAAGAAGAACUCAGCGACUAUCAUCAUGGAUUGCGAGCAACUGGGACAUUUGGGGAGCACAAUUUGAAAGAUGAUCAAGUGAGGAGAAAUCUUGAAGGGAAUUUAUCUUCCUCCGAAGAUCAUCUACAAGAUCUUACACUUGAAGAGUUGGGAAAGCUUCAGAAGGAUUUGAACUUGUUAUUGCAUGAACAGGUUGAGUCAACUUGCUCUAAAGAAUCGGAAGCAACUAAUCUUCAAUUGCUAGAUAGAGAGUCAAGCUUGGAAGCUGGUCUAAAAGUAGAUAUAAACUCAUAUUCUGAUGAGUCAAAGAGCAAAGAUAGUAGUCUCCAGCUUAGCACCAGCAUAGUUCUGAAUAGAGGAAAAGAUAUUGAUUUGGAUAAUAUUAAGGGUGCCAUUGGCAAAAAAUCAUUGUCUUUUCUUCUUAAGAAAAUAUUUGUUUGCAGAAGUGGAUUCUCACCUGCUCCAAGUUUAAGAGAUCAACUCCUAGAAUUAAGAAUGGAGAAGAUUUUGAGAUCAAUGCUUCACAAGAAGAUACAUCCCCAAAGUUCUAGCAAAGCACUGUCUAUGAAGAAAUACUUGAAACGCGGCUCUAGGAAAGUUUUGAGCUGCGGUUAUGAAUUGAAUGAUAAGUCCAACAAUGGAAGUAAAUGGCUCAACACAGAUUCUGAAUAUAUUGUUCUAGAGAUAUAGAUUUACUCUACUUUGGUCAGCAGUGAAGACCGAAGAAU